Messenger RNA from Ictidomys tridecemlineatus (thirteen-lined ground squirrel), 3274 nucleotides. Its product is annotated as zinc finger protein 235-like. The record is from RefSeq and is a predicted model, not a curated record. Gene Ontology annotation, cellular component: nucleus. Gene Ontology annotation, biological process: regulation of transcription by RNA polymerase II; embryo development. NCBI's taxonomy places the organism in Eukaryota, Metazoa, Chordata, Mammalia, Rodentia, Sciuridae. Gene Ontology annotation, molecular function: DNA-binding transcription factor activity, RNA polymerase II-specific; RNA polymerase II transcription regulatory region sequence-specific DNA binding.
CGCUCCGACAGGCGGGUCCUGGGAAUUCUGGGAAAUGUAGUCCACACGAUCUGUGGCCUGCGGGUGUCUCUGCCUACAAGGGCGAAUGCCGUGAAUUCCGGGAAGUGUUUUCGGGAAGCAGGCUUUUCUCCCUGCCUGAGUGGAGGCAGAGGUAGUCGACUUCUUGACAGCUGGCAGCAAAGCUCCUGGCACAGUUCUGCUCUCCUGAUAUCGACGUGCCUUAGGACUCUGCCUAUUCCAUGAGGAGGAGGGAAAAUGACCACAUUCAAUGAGAUGGUGACGUUUAAGGACGUGGCUGUGGUCUUCAGUGGGGAAGAGCUGGAGCUGCUAGACUCUGCCCAGUGGAAGCUCUACCAAGAUGUGAUGCUGGAAAACUUCAGGAACCUGCUCUCAGUGGAUGCAUUCCAUUUGAUAAGGAAAGAGAAGUUUUGGAUGAUGAAGACAGCUACCCAAAGAGAAGGGAAUUCAGGAGGCAGGAUCCAAACUGAACUAGAGACUUUUCCAGAAGCAGGACCACAUGAAGAGUUAUCUUGGCAGCAAAUCUGGGAACAAAUUGCAAGUGACUCAACCUUCAGUCAAGACUCAAGUAUUCAUAGCUCUCAGUUCCCCAGCCAAGGUGACUCACUGUGCCAGGACGGGCCAGGAUUAUCUCUAAUUGACACAAGAAAGGAAGUUUACCUGGAUGAUGAAUGUAAGCAGUCCCUCAGUGAUGUCUCCAACUUUGACCUUCAAUGGUUAUACUCAGGAGGCAAGUCUCAUAGAGGUCUUGAGUGUGGAAAAAGCUUCAGUUGUAGCCCAGGCCUUCGUAUUCACCAGAGAACUCACAUGGGACUGAAUUGCUAUAAGUAUGAUGAGUGUGGAAAGGAAUUGAGUCAGAGAUCCUCCUUGCUGCAAACUUAUCAGAAUGUGCACACUGUAGAGAAACCAUUCAAAUGUGAGCAGUGUGGGAAAGGCUUCAGUCGUAAAUCUGUACUUAAUGUUCACUGCAAAUUACACACAAGAGAGAAACCUUACAAAUGUGAGGAAUGUGGGCAGGCCUUCAUUCAUUAUUCACAGCUGCAGGAACAUCAGAGAAUCCACUCUGGGGAAAAACCAUUCAAGUGUGACGUAUGUGGUAAGAACUUCUGUGUUAAAUCAACACUUCACAGGCAUUUCUUGGUGCAUACAGGAGAGAAACCAUUCAGAUGUGACACAUGUGGUAAGAGGUUUCGUCGGAAAUCAGCCCUUAAUAGACACUACAUGGUCCAUACAAGAGAGAAGCAAUACAAAUGUAAGGAGUGUGGGAAUAAUUUCAUUGAUAGGCGAGAGCUUUAUAAGCAUCAGAUGGUUCACACAGGAGAGAAACCCUAUAAUUGUGAAGAAUGUGGGAAGAGGUUUAGAUGGUCCUCCUACCUUUUGAACCAUCAGCGAGUCCACAGAGGAGAAAAACCAUUCAAGUGUGAAAAGUGUGGGAAGAGCUUUACUCAGAAUUCAUAUCUUCAUUGCCAUCUGAGGGUGCACUCCAGAGAAAAGCCCUACCGAUGUUAGGAAUGAGACAAACAAUUCAAAUAUGAGCUGUGUGGGAAGAGAUUUACUCAGAAUUCACAACUUCCUUUCCAUCAGAGAGUCCAUAAUGGGGAAAAGUUAUGAAAGUGUGAGGAGUGUGGGAAGAGCUUCAGCUAGGCCUCAACUCAUUUGACCCAUUAGAGACUCCACAAUAGCAGAACCAUGCAAUUGUGAAGACUGUGGGAAGAGCUUUGGACACACAUCAUACAUUAAAGACCAAGAGAAAGUCCACAGUAGAGAAAUGCCUUAGAAAUCAAGGACUGUGGAAAGUGGAGCUUGAAUCUUGAUUUGUGUUAUAAGGCCCACACAGGAGAGAAGCCAAGCAGAUAUGGAGAGUGAGGUAAUUGCUUUGGUCAUCCCUAAGAUUUCAACUGCAUUAGAGCACCCCCCAACCCCUGAUAAUUACCUUGGAAAUGAGAUGCAUGUGGUGAUGUUUUGUUUGUUUGUUGUUUUUUUAAUAUAUAUACUUUUAGUUGUCAGUGGGCCUUUAUUAUAUUUAUUUAUGCAGUGCUGAGAGUUGAACCCAGUGCCUCACACAUGCUAGGCAAGUGCUCUACCACUGAGCUACAACCCCAACCUGCGGUGAAGUCUUUAGUCAGUCUUUAUAACUAGUCUCAUUAGAAACCUCAUAAAUGGGGGUGAAGGUGAUAACACUCAGUUUAAAUUCAUACCUUUACUUCAUCAAAGAAUCCAUGCUGGUGAAAAAUGUUAUCCGAGGAAGUUUACAAGGGAAAACAUUCAUUAAGAAAUGUUUCAUGGGCUGGGGAUGUGGCUCAAGCAGUAGCACGCUCGCCUGGCAUGCGAGCAGCCCAGGUUCGAUCCUCAGCACCACAUACAAACAAAGAUGUUGUGUCCACCAAAAACUGAAAAAUAAAUAUUAAAAAAAGAAAUAAUACACAGAGCUUGCACAAACCCUUUAAAAAAAAAAAAAGAAAUAUUUCACCCCAGCUCAGCAUGUCCCAGUGGUCUCAGGACCACAUAGUGGAGCACCCUUGUAAGUGGUGAAGUAAGGGUUUCAUUCAGAAGUUUGACAAUUAUAGUCAUCAUUCAAAGAUAGCCCUUAGGAAAAAUAAGUUGGUUAGGUAUAAUGAUUCCCAUAUGUCUACUAGACAUGUCCCUGAGGGCAGGGACUUUGCUACUGAAUCUCCACAACUUUAACAUUGAUUAGCACUUGGUAGGUGUGUUCAGCACCUGUUUAUUAAUGGAUCAAAAAUAGAAAACAUACAAUAUUUGAAAAUUGUAUCAAGAAGAGGAAACCUGCAGAAAAUAACUUGAAGAACAAACAUGAAUUAAAAGGCAGAAUGCAACUAGAGCUGCAAUUGAGAGCACUAUUUUGGAUAUUAUUACAUUUGCCUCCUGGCUUCUCCCCAGUGUCUGAAUCUUUUGAAUUUUUUUUCAUACUACAGCCUGAAAGGUUUUGUUAACUGCAAUAACAUACCACUGAUUAUUUCACAAUUAAAUUUUCAGCACUGUUAGUUCAAGAUUUACAGUAACACUUUGAAAGGCUCUAAUGUAGUUCGUUAAUCCUGAAUUGAUCAUGACUUGUGGUUCUCUGCACUUCUAGGCAGGGUUUGACAUGAUUGUCUCUGGUGCUGUAGCUUUUUUAAAAAUCCAUCUUCUUAGGUCAGAACUAUGCAAAAUUAGAAUGAUAUUUGUCAAACUCCCUACCCCAUAUCUUUCUCUAUCCCUGUGAAAUACAUGCUGAAUAAAAUGGAGUUUGGCAAUUUCA